Messenger RNA from Argiope bruennichi, 2815 nucleotides. RefSeq names its product cell division cycle 5-like protein (gene Cdc5). Lineage: Eukaryota; Metazoa; Arthropoda; Arachnida; Araneae; Araneidae. Gene Ontology annotation, molecular function: RNA polymerase II transcription regulatory region sequence-specific DNA binding; DNA-binding transcription factor activity, RNA polymerase II-specific. Bases 146 to 2557 code for a protein of 803 amino acids. The record is from RefSeq and is a predicted model, not a curated record. The transcript has 15 exons. Gene Ontology annotation, cellular component: spliceosomal complex; Prp19 complex. Gene Ontology annotation, biological process: mRNA splicing, via spliceosome; regulation of transcription by RNA polymerase II.
UGAAGAUUGUAUUGGAAGAAGCGAAAUUGCAUGUCUCAACUCAACAUGAAAGCUUGAUCUAGCUAAAUUAUAUAUGUUUUAUAAUCGUUAUAUUUCUUUAUAAUUGUUUCUGAUUUAUUGUUUCUAAUUAUUCAUACUCAUCAAAAUGCCUCGUAUAAUGAUUAAAGGAGGCGUUUGGAGGAACACUGAGGAUGAAAUUUUGAAAGCUGCUGUGAUGAAAUAUGGCAAAAAUCAGUGGUCACGAAUUGCCUCCUUACUUCAUAGGAAAUCUGCAAAACAGUGUAAAGCUAGAUGGUAUGAAUGGUUGGAUCCAAAUAUAAAGAAAACAGAAUGGACCAGAGAUGAAGAAGAAAAAUUAUUACAUUUAGCUAAGCUGAUGCCUACUCAAUGGAGAACUAUUGCUCCCAUUAUAGGGAGGACAGCUGCACAGUGUUUAGAACAUUAUGAAUAUUUGCUAGAUCAAGCUCAAAGAAAAGAAGAAGAUGGUGAUAUGGCUGAUGAUCCUCGAAAAUUGAAACCUGGUGAGAUUGAUCCUAAUCCAGAGACCAAACCUGCUCGGCCAGAUCCUCAAGAUAUGGAUGAAGAUGAAAUGGAGAUGUUGUCUGAAGCACGUGCUAGGCUUGCUAAUACUCAAGGCAAGAAAGCAAAAAGAAAGGCUCGUGAAAAGCAACUGGAAGAAGCCAGGCGUCUUGCAGCUCUUCAGAAGAGAAGAGAGCUGAGAAUGGCAGGUAUUCAGUUGGAGGCCAGAAAGAGGAAAAAAAGAACAAUAGAUUAUAAUGCUGAAAUACCCUUUGAAAAGAAACCAGUACCUGGAUUAUAUGAUACAUCAGAGGAAACUUAUGAUCCAAUGCAACCUGAUUACAAACGUUUAAGGCAACAGCAACUAGAUGGCGAAUUGAGAAGUGAAAGAGAAGAGAGAGAAAGGAAGAAAGAUAAGCAGAAAUUAAAAAAUCGAAAAGAGAAUGAUAUACCAUCAGCCAUGUUGGCUGGAAAUUUUGAACCUGCAAAGAAAAGGAGCAAAUUAGUAUUACCAGAACCUCAAAUUUCAGAUGCUGAGUUAGAACAAGUUGUGAAAUUGGGAAAAGCCAGUGAAACUGCCAGGGAAGCUGCUGAAGAAUCUGGUAGUAAAGUAUCGGAAACUUUGUUGCCAGAUUAUACUUUAACUCCUGCUGGAUUAAAUGCACGAACCCCUCGCACACCAGCUUUGAGCAGGGAUUCUAUUCUUAUGGAAGCGCAAAAUCUCAUUGCUUUGACAAAUGUAGAUACACCUUUAAAAGGAGGACUUAAUACUCCUCUUCAUGAAUCAGAUUUCAGUGGAAUAACACCUAGAAAGGAAGUUGUUGCAACUCCAAACAACUUAAUAACUACUCCAUUUCGAGCAUCAGUGCAUGGUUCAGGUGUAACUCCUGGUCGAACUCCUGGCUUGAAAUCUUCCAGAGAAAUGACACCUGGUACCACGCCUUUGAGAGACAAAUUAAAUAUUAAUCCGGAAGAUCAUCUUGGAUUUGAGGAUGUUCUAUCAGCACAAAAUUACAAGGCUGAAAGCAGAAAUAUGUUGAAAGAAGCUUUAUCUUCGCUUCCUGCUCCCAGAAAUGACUAUGAGAUUGUUGUUCCAGAAGAUGAACAACCACCAGGUGAAAAAGAACAAGCUGAAGCACCUGUGGUUAUGGACCAAGCUGAUGUUGAUCAUCAAAAGCAAUUGGAACAAAAAGCAUUGAUGGAAGCAGAAAGGAAAAAACAGUCAACUGCUGUACAAAGAGAUCUUCCACGACCAUCUGAUGUCAAUUCUAAUAUAUUGAGACCUUCUCAUUGUGAUCCUCCUUUAACUGAACUUCAAAAAGCAGAAGAACUUAUUAAGCAGGAGAUGUUAGUGAUGUUGCACCAUGAUGCUUUAAAACAUCCUUCUCAGAUACCUGGCUCUGGUAAAAAACCCCAACAGCCACGUUCUAAUGUUGCCCAUCAUACUGCUUAUCUUGAGAGGCAUCCAUAUGUUGAAUUUGGUGAAGAAGAUAUUCAAGAGGCAACACAUUUGCUUAAAGAUGAAAUGGAAGUUGUGAAGAAAGGUAUGGGUCAUGGUGAUCUUAGCUUAGAAGCUUAUACUCAAGUGUGGGAAGAAUGUUUGGCUCAAGUUUUAUUUUUACCCUCUCAGAACAGAUAUACCAGAGCCAAUCUGGCCAGCAAAAAAGAUAGAAUUGAGUCAUUGGAGAAAAGAUUAGAGCAAAACCGAAACCAGAUGACUAAAGAAGCUAAAAGAGCUGCUAAAAUUGAAAAGAAACUACGAAUUUUGCUUGGAGGAUACCAGUCUAGAAAUCAAGCUCUAAUGAAGCAACACCAAGAUUUAGUUGAACAAGUUGAGCAAACUCAUUUGGAGCUGAAUACUUUUAAAGCUCUACAAGAACUUGAAAAUUUGGCCAUCACAAAAAGAGUUGAAUCCUUGACUGAAGAUGUGAACAGGCAAGUUGAAAGAGAAAGAAUGUUGCAAAAGAAAUAUGAAGAACUGCUGUUUAAGAAAACUAAAUUAGAGGGUGAACUUGAAGUAGCUUGUAGCAAAGUCUGAAUUUCAUAAUAUACCAAUAAGUAUUUUGGUGUUUUAUGUUUGUAAAUAUGCAUUUAAAUUUAUUGUUAUAAUUACAAGUUAGUUAUCUCCUCUUUUUUGUUAUUUUUAUUCACAUGAAUUGUAAGUGGAUGCUUUUAUUUCUGGAUCAUGUAUUUUUAAAAAGAGGCAUCAAUCUAAAUCUUAAUUAAUGAAGUCUUGUUUCCACAUUAUUACCAUUGUAAAAAGUAUUGGAAAUAAUAAAUUCAUUUUUCAUUAGUA